GCGGGCAGCGCCGUCCCCAGCCCCACGGCAGCCCCGGCACCUGCGGGGCUUGGAUCUCCCCCGCCCCCCCAGCUCGGGACGCGGCCCCCCUGGCCGCUUGGGGGGGGGCGGGGGGGGUGGAUUUUGGCGGCCGGUGCCCGCUCUCAGCUGCCGGGAGUCCCCGGUUCCCGGUGCCGGGAAUCCCCGGCGCCCUCCCGGCGCGGCGGGGGCGGAGUGGAGGCGGCGGCAGGAGCGGGGAGGGGGGGGGGGGAGGCAGCUUCCGUGCGUAUUUUGGGGAAGGCGGUGGAGGAGGGAGAGGAGGAGGGAGCGAGGGAGGAGGAGGAGGAGGGGGCUGUUGAGAGACGUAGAAUUGUCACUCGGUCCAUCCCCUCCGCUCGCCGACUUUGUGCGCCUUCUGUGUGCCGGGGAGCCGCUCAGCCGGCCGGGCUGCAGCCGCCCCCCCCCCGUCCCCUUCCUCCCCCCCUUCCUCCCUUCCUCCCUCUCUCCCUCCCUUCCUCCCACCCUGCCCCGUUCCCGUGGCUCCGGCGGCGGCUUCGCCCCGGCGCAGCGCGCUCGGAUCCAGCCGGGGCGCGGGGGCUCCGGCGGCGGCGGCGGCGGCUCCCGGGACCGGCAGCGUGGGGAGGCUGCUCGGAGCCGCUUACCUCCCGGCUCGCACAGCCGGCUCGGCAUGCCGAGGGGCCGGGCUCUGCCAUGGCAGCUCCCGCUGCUACUCGCAGCCUUCUCCAGCCUGCAGCCGCCCGGCAGCGCCCAGCUCCGUUACUCCGUGCCCGAGGACCGAGAGCCGGGCUCGCCGGUGGGCGACGUGGCCAAGGACCUGGGGGUGGAGGUGCGGAGCCUGGCAGCUCGCAACCUGCGCCUGGUGAGCGAGGGUGAGCGGCGGCAUUUCCAGGUGGACCUGGUGGCUGGCGUGCUGCUCCUCGACAGCCGGCUGGACCGCGAGGCGUUGUGCGGGCAGAGCCCCGAGUGCUCGCUGCACCUCCAGCUCGUCCUGGAGAAUCCCCUCCAGCUCCACCGCGUCGAGGUGGACGUCCUCGAUGUCAACGACAACGCGCCGCAGUUCCCCAAGCCAGUGGUGGCCUUGGAGAUCACUGAGGUGGCCAACCCCGGGACUCGGCUGCCACUGGAGGUGCAGGAAGACCCGGAUAUGGGCUCCAACUCCAUCUCCACCUAUGAGCUCAGCCCCAGCGAGCAUUUUGCCCUGAGUAUCAACGUGAGAGGGGAUGGCGUUAAAAUGCCCGAGAUUGUACUCGAAAAAGCACUGGAUAGAGAAAAAGUGGCUGUUCAUCACCUAACACUGACAGCCCUGGACGGAGGGAAUCCGGUGAAAUCUGGCACUGCAAAGGUCACCAUCCACGUCCUGGAUGCAAAUGACAAUCCUCCUGUUUGCGACCCACCCAUAUCCAAGGUAUAUCUGGAGGAGAACGUGCCAGUGGGCACUCUGGUCACCAAGCUGAAUGUCACCGACCUGGAUGAGGGUCCCAACGGGGAUGUGGAGUAUUCUUUCAAAACCAGCAAUAAUGCACCUGGUAAAUUCACCAGGCUGUUCACCUUAGAUCCCCGGACAGGGGAGAUCAGAACCAAAGCCCCGCUGGAUUAUGAGGAAUCCAGUGCUUACGAGAUUGCGGUUCGAGCCCGGGACAAGGGGUCCCCGGCCAUGGAAGGACACUGUCACCUGCGAGUGGAAUUAAUUGAUAUCAAUGAUAACAGCCCAGAGAUUGUCCUGACCUCGCUCUCCAGCCCAGUGCAGGAGGAUGCGACCCCAGGAACAGUGAUUGCCCUUAUUGGUGUCAAGGACAGUGAUUCUGGUGACAACGGGCAGGUCCGUCUGCAGAUAGCAAAAGAGCUCCCAUUUAAACUGGUGUCAUCUUUUAAAGAGCAUUUCUCACUGGUCACAAAUGGUCCCCUUGAUCGGGAGAAGGCCAGUGGAUACAACAUCACUGUGAGGGCUACAGAUUCAGGGUCCCCACCUAGGGCCACACAAAAAACCUUCUAUCUCCAAAUUGCCGACAUUAAUGAUAAUGCACCAAACUUCUCUACCCCUUUCGAUACAGCUCAUGUUCAGGAAAACUCUCUUCCUGGAACAUCUGUCUUUUCAGUGUCGGCAUCUGAUCCUGAUGAGGGUAGUAAUGCCAAGCUGUCUUACUCCAUCCUGGACAGUGGCAUGCAAGACAUACCUAUCUCGAGCUAUUUUCGAAUAGACCCAGACAACGGUACUAUCUAUACCGUGCGGGCUCUGGACUAUGAGCAGGACAAGAUGUUCCAGGUGCCCGUGGAGGUGAAAGAUGCUGGGUCUCCUGCUCUGAGCAGCACUGCUGUGGUCCACGUGUUCAUCCUGGAUCAGAAUGACAACGCCCCCACCAUUGUCUACCCAUCCGUUCCCAAGGGUUCUGCCUUCCACCAAACCAUCCCCUCCGUGGCAGAACCCGGCUAUCUGGUUACCAAAAUUGUAGCUGUGGACGCCGAUAGUGGCCAUAAUGCCUGGCUGUCCUACCAGCUGCAGGAGACCGCUGAAGCUGUGCCUUUCCUCGUGGAACGCCGCUCGGGGGAGAUAAGGGUCGCAGAGGCUCUCAGGGAGACAGAAGUCCCCCACCGGCUGGUGGUCGAAGUGAGGGACAAUGGGACACCGUCCCUCUCGGCCUCUGUGGUGAUAGUCGUUUCUCCAGAGGAAGACUGGCGUGCAGGACUUUGCCAAGUCCUUGGACCUCCCCAAAUCUUCUCCUAAGGAUACCAACCUAACACUUUACCUCAUCAUCUCCCUGGUGUCCAUUUCCCUCGUGUCCUGUGUGAUGUUUGCUGUGGCGGCUGCCCGGUGUCUGAAAGCAGGCUCUGGCAGCUGGACCUUUGUGGGCUGCUGUCGAGGGUCUGCC
Messenger RNA from Anas platyrhynchos (mallard), 2867 nucleotides. The record is from RefSeq and is a predicted model, not a curated record. NCBI's taxonomy places the organism in Eukaryota, Metazoa, Chordata, Aves, Anseriformes, Anatidae.